This is a messenger RNA of Chelonia mydas (Green sea turtle), 2049 nucleotides long. It is a transcript of the gene FANCG, whose product is annotated as FA complementation group G. Gene Ontology annotation, biological process: interstrand cross-link repair. The transcript has 14 exons. Gene Ontology annotation, molecular function: protein binding. The record is from RefSeq and is a predicted model, not a curated record. Gene Ontology annotation, cellular component: Fanconi anaemia nuclear complex. NCBI's taxonomy places the organism in Eukaryota, Metazoa, Chordata, Testudines, Cheloniidae.
CCGGGAGCCGCCACCAUGGACAGUAGCUGGGGAUUAUCCCCGUCUCCCUGCUGAGCGCUACAGGGCAGGGCCGGCUGAUCUCUGGCCUCACUCACUGUGUCAUUGAACUCUGAGCUGAACUUCAUUGCCUCCCGCCGGGCCAGCCGCUCCUCGGGCCCCGGGCGCGCGGCGCAGCAGGCGGCGCGGCGCUGCCGACUCGCCUUCGACUCGCUGCUCCGCAAGAUCCAAGGGCUGCCGGCUGCUCUCCCCAGCCUCUCUCUGGAGCUGACUGUCCUCUACAACUCCCUGCUUUUUGCUGUUAGUGAGUCGGAUGGCCUCGUCGAGGGAGAAGCAGAAAGACUCAACCAUGGGCUCAUUAGGGUGCUGGAGGCUUGCGGGGUGUCUGGGCAGGAUCUCAGCACAGAGGAGCUCUGGCAGAAAGUGUUGCAGGAUGUGACCACAGAAGAGCUGUGCGCGCCUCUGCAUCGACUAGGUGCUCUGCAGGGGGCGGUGUGGCUGGCAGCAAACUGCCUGGGGAGCGUCACUGGUCUCUUCCGGCUCCUGAGUGACACCAAGGGCCCGCUGCCGUCUGCCCACGGAGGUGAGAACGAGCUCCUUGCACUUCUCAAGGCAUGGAGUGUGCCUGUUGAGGGGGACACAUCGCCCCUCGUGGUGCAGAGCACCAAGGACUUGAAAGAGAUACUAUGGACCUCAGCUGCCUUCCUGCAAGGUUUGCAGGGCCUGGAGGCUGGGAAUCUCCCUGCAGCCCUCUCCCUGCUCCAGGCAGCUGCAUCCGGGUUCUGCUCCAAGAGGGUCCUGGCCCAGAUCUACACCUGCAUCGGCUGCUGCACUCAGCAAAUGGGCAAGCCUCAGACGGCUCUUCAGCACUUGAAGCGGGCGCUGCAGGUGGAUUUCCAGUGCCUCUCUGCCCUGUCCCAGGCGGCGCUGGUGUACCGCCAGCUGGGGGAGACGGACGCAGAGUUGGAGGCCCUGGCUCUGCUGUACAAGGCUCUGGAGACCCCCGCUCAGGAGGCUGUCUCCAUCGAUCCUUGCUUUCUAAUCCGAACGGAGCUCCUUGUUCACACCCCGGCCCUGGCAUCCAUGUUCAGCCGCAGCCACCCGUCGGAAGUGAAGUACCUGCUGGCGCAGCGAUGCCUCCAGGCUGGCAGGGUGGGUGAGGCAGUGGAGCAUUACCUGGAUCUUCUGGCUCUGCUGCAGGAGGGGCCGCAGCACCAGGUGCCCCUGCAUGGCAGGUCAGCUCUGCCCAGGAUCCCGGAGGUGUUCCUGGAAGCUGCGUCUGCCCUGGAGCAGCUUGGGAGGUACCAGGAUGCCAUAGCUGUGUGCGAGGAGAUCAUCAGUCGAACGGAUGACCUGAUCCCAGAGACGCUGCGGAUCGAAUUGGACUCCGGUGCUGGAGGGGAGGUGCCAGGGAGGGCCGGCUCCCCUUCACCUGGCAUCCCGCCCCAGCAGAAAGAGAGCCUGCGCUGUAUCGUGUGGAGGGCGGCUGCAUAUCUGCACCAGGGCCGGGCUUGGACCAAGCUGGGGGAGAGCAAGGAAGCCAUAACACGGUUUACCAGGUGCCUUAAUGUCCUCCUGAGAGUCCAGCUCGUGAGUGCAGCCAGCAUCCAUAUCGGUGAGGAGAUGGCAGAGGCCCUGCCCGAGGCAAAGGUGCUCCAGAAGAUCAGGUUGCUAGCUCUCCUCGGACGAGGCUCCCAGUUCCAGGAGCUGGGUCGGGACAAAGAAGCUUUGAUGAAUUUCCAGCACAGUUUGCAAGUUUGCCCAGGUGACCCUGCUGCCACCUCUUACCUGCUGCAAGUUCUGUGGAAGCUGAACCGACGACAGGAAGCUGCUGCUCUCUGGCAGAAGGUCCACGCGGAUGCUGCCCCAGCAGAUGGACAGCAGGAAGCAGCGGGGAGGUGUGUAAGGUGCUUGGUGGCUGCGGCUGGUGCUAGGCCAAGGCGCUAGCUCCAGAACAGCGGGUUGAAGUAACCAAAGCGCUGUGCCCUACCCGUUGUACCUGGUGUCGUGUCUAAAGCCGGUGAACCUCCCACAUGAUGAGUCUCUUGCUAG